AUGCUGCCACUCCUGAUCCUGUUGAGCUUGCCUCUGCCCUCCAAGACCUUCGUAGUGAUCACAGAGGGCAUAGAGGCCAGACCACACUCCCGGCCCUACAUGACAGCAAUAAAGACCUCUGGUGUCAACAAUAAAUGGGAACUCUGUGGGGGUUUUCUGGUGCGAGAAGACUUUGUACUGACAGUGGCUCACUGUCUAAAAAGAAUGAUCUUUGUCAUCCUGGGAGCUCACAAUGCCACAAGAAACGAAACCACUAGGCAGGUCAUCCAUGUGAUUCAAUCCUUUCCUCAUCCAAUGUAUAAAAGUGAUACACUUGUCAAUGACAUCAUGCUACUGAAGGGAGACAUGGACAGCUUCCUCUCUGCUGUGAGACGCACUGGCAAGGCAAGAUCUGAACUAACAUCUCUACACUUCUCUGACCAGCUGAAAAACAAGGUACGAUUGAACACAGCUGUGAAGACCAUUUCCCUACCUAGGAGCCAGGACUGGGUGUGGCCAGAGCGGGUGUGCCGUGUGGCAGGCUGGAGAACAGAAAAUGGUAAGUUUUCAGCCACACUCCAGGAAGUAGAACUGGAAGUACAGGACAAGAAGAAGUGCAAGCAAUUCUUCAUACACUAUGAUGACGGCCGUGAAACCAUGGUAUAG
This is a messenger RNA of Trichechus manatus latirostris (Florida manatee), 645 nucleotides long. Its product is annotated as granzyme B-like. Bases 1 to 645 code for a protein of 214 amino acids. Gene Ontology annotation, cellular component: intracellular membrane-bounded organelle; cytoplasm. The transcript has 4 exons. Gene Ontology annotation, molecular function: serine-type endopeptidase activity. Lineage: Eukaryota; Metazoa; Chordata; Mammalia; Sirenia; Trichechidae. Gene Ontology annotation, biological process: proteolysis. The record is from RefSeq and is a predicted model, not a curated record.